AUGAAAAAUCCAACGAAACACAGGGCGCAAAAGUUUCGUUCAGAAUGGCUCAGAGUUGAAAAUUUAAAAAAAUGGUUGGUUCCUAUUGAUAACGACCCUUUCAAAGCCAAAUGUAAGUUGUGCAAUUUCACAAUGGUCGCGGAGUUAUCUAACAUUAAAACACAUGGCAAUGGUAAAAAACAUAAAGAAAUUGAAGCAUGUAAAGAAAUAAAACAAAAAUCGAUAAAAACUUUUACUACAAAUAAAACUCCAACGAAAUUAGAUAUUGACGUCAAAAUGGCAGAAAUAAAAUUAACUGCAUUUUUGACAGAACACAAUAUUGCCUUUCUUGCUACUGACCACCUUACGGAUGUUCUUAAAAGUUGUUUUAAAGAUUCUGAAAUAGCUAAAAAGAUAUCACUUAAAAGAACCAAAACAACUUCAAUUACGAAAAAUGUGAUUGGUUAUUGUCAGAAAGAAGAACUUGUUUCUUACCUAAAAACUGUACAGUUCAGUAUAUUAACUGAUGAAUCUACUGAUAUUGGUACCGUCAAAUCAUCUUGUGUCAUUCUCAGGUUUUUUGAUAGUAAAUCUGGGAAGAUAGAAAGUAAAUUUUGGGACCUAUAUAAGGUGUAUGAUUCAAAAAACCCGGGUAAUGCUACCGCUGAAAAACUAUUUAAUAGUUUAAUGGAAUCAUUAACUUCAUAUGGCAUACCGAAAUAUAAUGUUAUUGGUUUUGGUAGUGAUGGUUGUAAUACCAUGAUGGGAGAGAAUAAUUCAGUGGCUUCAAGAAUGAAAAUAGAAUUCCCAGGCAUUUUCAUAAUGUAG
Molecule: messenger RNA, 807 nt
Organism: Myzus persicae (green peach aphid)
Lineage: Eukaryota; Metazoa; Arthropoda; Insecta; Hemiptera; Aphididae
Exons: 2
Coding region: 1-807 (268 amino acids)
Source: RefSeq, a predicted model, not a curated record